Ostreococcus lucimarinus CCE9901 is the source of this 885-nucleotide messenger RNA. RefSeq lists its product with no specific name. The transcript has a single exon. Bases 1 to 885 code for a protein of 294 amino acids. Lineage: Eukaryota; Viridiplantae; Chlorophyta; Mamiellophyceae; Mamiellales; Bathycoccaceae. The record is from RefSeq and is a predicted model, not a curated record.
AUGUCUCGCGCCAUCUCCCGCGCGCCCGCGCGCGCGCCCGCGCGCGCCAUCGCGCGCCGACGCCACCGGACGCGCGCGCGCGCGACCACCACCACCGCCGAAGUCGACGCGUUCGCGCGCGAAAUCAGCGGCGAAUGGAUCGGGCACUGCGCGAGCUUCGAUCCGAUCAGCGGUGAACCCUCGAGUCUGCCGUCGUCGAUGGUUCCGGACGCGUUCCGCGAGUGGGGGAUGGACAUAAAGGAUUGGCAGAGCCAGUGCUCGACGACGGUUCGGGACGCCGCGAGCGGGACGGAGUUGUACUGCAAAGACGCCCGGUUCGUUCCGGUGGUCGGAUGCGAGGCCGACGCGUCGACGGUGGAGAGCUUCGAGCGCGACGCGAUCGCGAUCGAGCGCGUGGCCGUGGAGGCGGGCGCGCGCGGCGGGUACAGCGCGUGUUACGAGGACCAAAAAGGCGUAGAAAUCGUACAGCACUGCGUCGUGAACGACGCGCUCGAUCCGCCGAUUCGCGUGCGCAUGAAGCAUCGCGCGGACGGGUGUGGUGCGGUGCGCGUGUGGCGAGAAGCGAUGGAUGAACCGUUUUGCGACGGCGGCUCGUUGGCGUCGUCGUGCGGCGGCAACAGCGCGGUGGCGAAAUUCGCCGAGUAUCCGCGAGACGCCGCCGACGUCGUCGCGCGCGUCGACGCCGAUUUCACCCUUCCCACCAACGCGACGCAACUUCCCGUGGGUAUUUGGUUCUCCAUCGUCGUCGAGGAAGACGGUUCGUACGCGUCUCAACUCGGGUACGCCGACGAGAAAACCGCCUCGCACGUCGCGAGCGCUCGCUCGCGAUCCGGCCGCGACGAGUCCUCCGUCGUCGUCCGCUUUCACCGCGCGCUCUCGCCUUAA